Molecule: messenger RNA, 4871 nt
Organism: Prunus avium (sweet cherry)
Lineage: Eukaryota; Viridiplantae; Streptophyta; Magnoliopsida; Rosales; Rosaceae
Source: RefSeq, a predicted model, not a curated record
UGAUCAAACACCAGUUAAAUAUCAGUAACCCUGACUUGCAGUUUAUGGUAAACUAUCAUACUUGAAGAAUGGUGUCAUGGUCACGUCGAGAUUUAUAUGUAUCCCGCUGAGAAAAGCCUUUUGUUUUGAUGGUACUUCUUCUAAAAGAAAUAGUACCCGCUAUACUCUCUUUCCAACUUGAAUUUUAAAACAGAUCAGACCUCCCUCUCUCCUUCACUCUCUCACCCCGAUUGUUUCUCUCUCUUCUCUCUCUCCCGUGACGCCGCCACUUUCACCGGCGAGAUCGUCACCGUCCGGAGACCAAAUUCAACGAAAUUAGUCCUAGAAUUCUUGUCUCUCUCUCCUUAACCCAACCCAGUAUUUUUCGUAGCCCAAAACCAUCGGGACAGUCAACGGUAUCGACUGGAAGUUUCGGCAGAAACCUCCCUCAUCGCUGGCGACGUUUCCGGCCACCUCAGGUCGCGCCACCACUCGGAUCAGGUACUCUUGCUUCGCGUAUUCCAGAGAAAGAGCUCUCUCAAGAUUGAUUGAGCAGCGUUGGACAUUGUACCCAUCUAUAGCUGAUUGAACCAAAUACUGCAUUAAAUGGACAACAGAACGUUAAAAUAUUACAAAUGAUUUACAUAUGUAUAUUCAUAGCAAUUAAGAAAAAUAGAUUCCAUUAACAAUUGAAUAGAAGAAAACUUGCCCCUGUAUCAUCAAACACGUCUUCUUGGGUGGCACUACCGUCAAAUAUCCGAUCAUAUGUAUGCUAUUUAAGUUCACCUUUAUGUGGAUGUGUAAUCGUGAACUCAUCAACACUUGUAGUAGCACCUCAUUCUUCAUCUGCAAUCUCCUUUUCAGUCAAAGGUCUUAAUCGAGACAAAGACCUUUGAUUCGAGAGGAGAUUGCAGACGAAGAAUGAUGUGCUACUAUAAGUGUUGAUGAGUUCACGAUUACACAUCCACAUAGAAGUGAACUUAAACAUCAUACAUAUGAUCGGAUAUUUGACGGUAGUGCCACCCAAGAAGACGUGUUUGAUGAUACAGGGGCAAGUUUUCUCUAUUCAAUUGUUAAUGGAAUCUAUUUUUCUUAAUUGCUAUGAAUAUACAUAUGUAAAUCAUUUGUAAUAUUUUAACUUUUUGUUUUCAAUUUAAUGCAGUAUUUUGUUCAAUCAGCUGUAGAUGGUACAAUGUGUGCAUAUGGGCAAACGGGUUCUACAUAUACCUUUAUGGUUCAGAAACUAAUCAUGGACUCAUUCCACGGGCAACUACAGAACUUCUUAAAAUAAUGAGCCGACACAGCAACAAAUUCUCAUUUUCGUUGAAGUUCACCAAGCAUUUAUCAACAAUCACAAAUUACAUUAUUUUGAUGCAGAAAAGUUUGUUCAUUAACAGUACUGCAGAGAAGAUUCAGAAUUGAAAUAUGUCCGGUGGCCCUGGUCUUGAGUCAUUUGUUGAUCAAACAAUUUCAGUUAUCACAAAUGAUGGAAGGAAUAUUGUGGGAGUCUUGAAAGGCUUUGACCAAGCUACGAAUAUCAUUCUCGAUGAAUCUCAUGAAUGUGUUUUCUCUACAAAGGAGGGUGUUCAGCAACUCGUGUUGGGGUUGUAUAUAAUCAGAGGUGACAACAUAAGCAUUGUUGGCGAACUAGAUGCAGAUCUUGAUUCUACUAUUGACUGGUCGAAUAUGAGAGCUUAUCCCCUCAAGCCUGUCAUCCACUGAUUCAGCAUGAAAGCCAUGGAGCGGUUGUGGACUUGAUAGGUUUUGACCUACCAAAUAAAUGUCAUAGCAUAUGAGUGAUUCAAUGAAGCAGAUAGGUAUACAAUGAUGGGAAUCCGGGUUUGCUAUAUCCAUGCAUAAUAGGUUUCAAAGGUGUUUCCCAGUAUCAUUUUCUUGAACACUGAUUCAAUGAAGCAGAAUUAUCAGCAUGAAGGCGAGAUGUUGCAGAAGGCGAGAUGCUCUUAGAGGGUGUCUUUCAGGUGUUUAAUUGCCGAUUUCCUCGAGGACAGAGAUAAGUCACUCCAAUUUCUUGCAGGACAUGACUCUUUUGGUAGUGGUACACUAACAGAACAGGAGACGCUGAGACUUGCAAAGUUGGAAAGAGAUGCAGUUAAUGGGAAUGUUGUCAUACUGUCUGACAUUUGGCUAGACAAUGAAGAGGCUAUGGGAAAGCUGGAGAGAGUCCUAGAUGCUUUUGAGAAUGAGGACUUUGUACCGUGCUUAUUUGUAUUCAUGGGGAAUUUUUGUUCUCAUCCAUGUAAUCUUGGUUUCCACUCCUCCAAUCUCAGGUCGCAGUUUGGCAAGCUAGGGCAAAUGAAUGCAGCCCAUCCACGGCUAAAAGAGGGUAGUUGUUUUCUAUUUAUCCCAAGUCCCGAUGAUGCAGGUAUAUCACACUUGCUUCACAAAUAACAUUCCAUGUGUUUUAUGUUUUAGAAACAGAUACAGACGCUGCAAUUAGAUAUGGAUCAAAGCCCUUCAACCAGUAAGAUAGCUCUAAUUUGUUCCAAAAGAACUAGAAAACUAGAUCAUUCAUUCCUCUGUUUUGCUAAUUUAUUUUUUUUGUUUUUGCUGUGAAAUAAUAGUACCUAAUUGAACUGAAAUUUGAUAUAGAAUGAAAAUAAUCUGCAAAUUAAAGCCGAGGAAAGAAAUUUAACCAUAUAAGACUACACUCUAUAUAGCCUAAAAUACAAAAGCAUUUUCUGAAAUAACUUUGCAGCUGCUACACAACAUCAAGCCUUUGACAAAAUCAUAAACAUUAGCCAUUGACACUAUCCUCCUAAGCCAAUUACAACCUUUUUCAUCCAUAGUAGAAUCACAAAAAGAGAUCAUCAGGACCCCAACACAUAGUAGCAACUAGAACAGAACCAAUCUUGCAUGCUUCCUUUUCUUGCAUUUGUUCCAAAUCCUUUUCUUCUCCUCUCAUGCUUGCUUGCUGUUUCCAAUAUGCAAUCAACUUUUUCAGUCGCACGGUCUCUUCUGAAGAAACAGUUUUGGUUGGAUCAUUCACAAUCAAUCGAACUCUUGAUGCGAACCUGAAUUAGCAUAAAGGUGUGAAAGAAAAAUUUCAAACAAAAAUAUCACACUUAACCAAGAUUUCAGUCAAAGCCAAUCAACUACAAACUAAUUGAAUAGAUAAACAUAGUUAUAUAAUAUCAAAAUGCCACUAAGAACAAUAGAACUCACAUUAGAGAACAGUAUGUCUCAUCCACAUUUGAUUCGGCAGGAGAAACGUUAAUGAACAUUAUCGUCUUGGCGUUACCACCAAGUGGAUCACUCAUCAACAUCGUCAGUUUAUCGUUCCUGUAGGGUAUGUGUUGAUUACGUUGAGACAAAGCUUUGAUAACAUCUCAGAGUGCUGGAAGUGAUUUAUUAAAGCUUUGACGACUUAUUUCUUUCCGAACCAGCAAGAUCCACGAAACUUAGCUACACAUGAAGGGAAAGACAUUAUGAGCUUCACUUGAAACACAAAACCAUGCAGGCUCUUCAGGCAGUGAACUUAAAGAAGCUCAGAGCUUUAAUAAAUCACUUUCAGCACUUGGAGAUGUUAUCUAAGAUUUGUCUCAACGUAAUCAACACAUACCCUACAGGAACGAUAAAUUGACGAUGUUGAUGAGUGAUUCACUUGGUGGUAACACCAAGAUGCUAAUGUUCAUUAAUGUUUCUCCUGCCGAAUCAAAUGUGGAUGAGACAUAUUGUUCUCUAAUGUAAGUUCUAUUGUUCUUAGUGGCAUUUUGAUAUUAUAUAACUAUGUUUAUCUAUUCAAUUACUUUGUAGUUGAUUGGCUUUGACUGGAAUCUUGGUUAAGUGUGAUAUUUUUGUUUGAAAAUUUUCAUUCACAAGUUUAUGCUAAUUCUAGUUUGCAUAAAGAGUUCGAUUGAUUUUGAAUGAUCCAACCAAAAAUGUUUCUUCAGAAGAGAUCAUGCGACUAAAAAAGUUGGUUGCAUAUUGGAAAGAGCAAGCAUGAGAGGAGACGAAGAGGAUUUGGAAGAAAUACAAGAAAAGGGAGCAUGCUAGAUUGGUUAUAUUCUAGUUGCUAUUAUGAGUUGGGGUCCUAAUGAUCUCUUUUUGUGAUUCUACUGUAGAUGAAAAAGGUUGUAAUUGGCCUAGGAGGAUAGCGUCAAUGGCUAAUGUUUAUGGUUUUGUCAAAGGCUUGAUGUUGUGUAGCAGUUGCAAGGUUAUAUCAGAAAAUGCUUUUGUAUUUUAGGCUUUAUAGAGCGUAGUCUUAUAUGGUUAAAUUUCUUUCCUCUGCUUUAAUUUGUAGAUUAUUUUCAUUAUAUAUCAAAUUUCAGUUCAAUUUGGUAGCAAAAAAAAAAUUAGCAAAACAGGGGAAUGAUCUUGUUUUCUAGUUCUUUUGGAACAAAUUAGAGCAAUCUUAUUUGGUUGAAGGGCUUUGAUCCAUAUCUAAUUGCAGCGUCUGUAUCUGUUUCUGAAACAGAUCUCCAAACAUAAAACACAUGAAAUGUUAUUUGUGAAGCCAAGGCUAUACCCAUACAACAGAUCUCCAAGCUGCUGCCCACACCAGUGCUCUUUGGGCUGUCCAGGUCAAUCAAUCCGUCUCUCAUUUCUUCUUCACCUUCGAUUGUCCAUGGCCUCUAUUAGAUCGCGCCGUUUUUAUGUUCGAAAUACUGAUAUCUAUGUGUUAGCGGCUAUACUAAAUUUGGUCUGCUUAUACACAUUUCCUGGGUGUUGCCCCAAUAUUUUGGAGACACUCGUAGAUUUAUCCAAUUAUACACCUGGUUAUUUUUUUUUAUUUUUAAAAUCAAGGGAGCCUAGAGGAGCUGGAAAUGCAUAUAAAAAUUCUGGCGUCUGUAUAUUUAGAUAAAUGGUGUUGGAGCUAUCUUGGCUGUGAUAUUGGAUUGAAUCAUAUAUUUUACAUCCCUCGUUGAUAUAAA